Molecule: messenger RNA, 1733 nt
Organism: Trematomus bernacchii (emerald rockcod)
Lineage: Eukaryota; Metazoa; Chordata; Actinopteri; Perciformes; Nototheniidae
Product: ubiquitin carboxyl-terminal hydrolase 2-like
Biological process (GO): protein deubiquitination
Cellular component (GO): cytoplasm
Molecular function (GO): cysteine-type deubiquitinase activity
Source: RefSeq, a predicted model, not a curated record
AACAAGAGUCCACAAGGCCUGGUGGGACUGAGGAACCUGGGAAACACCUGUUUCAUGAACUCCAUCCUCCAAUGUCUGAGUAACACUUCAGAGCUGAGAGAUUACUGCCUGAGAAACGUCCAUCGCUCGGACCUGAACAACAACUGCACCACAAACGCUGCUUUAAUGGAAGAGUUUGCAAAGCUGACUCAGAGUCUGUGGACGUCAGUGAGCAGCGAGGCCGUCAGUCCCUCGGACUUCAGGAGCCAGAUCCAGAGAUACGCUCCCAAAUUUGUGGGCUGCAAUCAGCAGGAUGCCCAGGAGUUUCUGCGGUUCUUAUUGGACGGCCUCCAUAACGAAGUGAACCGAGUGACGGUUCGCUCUAAAGUGUCCGACGAGGACUUUGACCAUCUCUCAGACGAUGAGAAAGGGAAGCGGAUGUGGAACAUGUAUUUGGAGAGAGAGGACAGCAAAGUAGUGGAUCUGUUUGUGGGUCAGCUGAAGAGCUCUGUGACCUGCAGCUCCUGUGGCUUCAGAUCCACCGUGUUCGACCCUUUCUGGGACUUAUCCAUACCUGUCGCUCAGAAGAGCUCUGGCGAGGUGACUCUCAGAGACUGUCUGAGGCUUUUUACCAAAGAAGACGUGUUGGACGGAGAAGAGAGACCGACGUGCAACAGAUGUAAAACCAGGAGGAAAUGCACCAAAAGAUUCAGCAUCCAGAAGUUUCCUCAGAUCCUCGUGCUUCAUCUGAAGCGUUUCUCUGACUCUAACCUGCGGACCAGUAAACUCUCCACGUACGUCAACUUCCCGCUCAAAGAGCUCGACCUGCGAGAGUUUUCCUCGGACGGCGGAGAGCGUCCUCUCUACAACCUGUAUGCAGUCUCCAACCAUUCAGGGAACGCUCUGGGCGGGCACUACACCGCCUACUGCAAGAGCCCAGCGCUGGGGGAGUGGUACAACUACAACGACUGCAGGGUGAGUCCGGUGUCCUCCAGUCAGGUGCGCAGCAGUAACGCCUACGUGCUUUUCUAUGAGAUGACCUCCACCUCCGUGACGCACAGCAAAUACCAGACGUGUCGACUUUAGACUCUUUAACCUGCAUAAAAAACACACACACACACACACACACACACACACACACACACACACACUGCCUGAAGAGAGGCAGCGCCCCCUGCUGGAGGGAGUCCUGCCACGACAGACUUUGGAUAUAAAACACAGAGACAUGAUGAGAUCACUUUCCUCUCGGUGUGUUUUUGGAGGAUGUUUCUGCACAUGUGAUCUUCAGGAUGUCAAGAUGAACUCGUAAGUUGGACGGACGCUUGGAAAAUAUUACCUACGUGUAAAAUUCAGCUCAAGGCACGGCUUAAAAUGCACUCCAAAAAAUCAGUUUUACUGCUGUGCCUCGAUCUGAAUCCACUCACACCAGGGGAUUUAUUUCCAUCCACCUUGACGACAUUGAACUUUGACGACAUUGAACAUCUAAUUUAUUGUAUUUAACGUGUAGUAACUGAGAGUGUAAACUGUAUAUUUUAUUGAGCGAAGCCUUGUGGUUUUGGACAGAUAUUAUUUUUGUACAGUAUUUAUGUACGGCGCAGUGAAUGUACCUGAUUGUGGUGGAAAGCCCAAAAAUACCAAAGCCGCUUUAGAACAAAAAAAUCAAGCAUCAACAAUAUUUGUUUUGCUUUUCCAGCAAUUAAAUAAUGUUGCUGACAUCUGAGUCUAUGAAAGAUUAAAAAUACAAUGUUAACUUA